This is a messenger RNA of Hydractinia symbiolongicarpus, 4377 nucleotides long. Its product is annotated as helicase POLQ-like. NCBI's taxonomy places the organism in Eukaryota, Metazoa, Cnidaria, Hydrozoa, Anthoathecata, Hydractiniidae. Gene Ontology annotation, molecular function: nucleic acid binding; ATP binding. The record is from RefSeq and is a predicted model, not a curated record. The transcript is spliced from 17 exons. Bases 835 to 3747 code for a protein of 970 amino acids.
UUUUGAGCUCUGAAAGUCCAACAUCAUUUUAUACCUUGGGUUCCCUUUAAAAUUAAAAAAUGCAAUGCAAUGGCUUCACUGAUCUUAAUACUUAAUGUCUAAGUUUGCUAAAUUACAGAACAAUUUUUUAGGUGAUGUUUUAAGGAUAAAAUACAUGGUAAGCUUGAAUGGACGGUUUAUUUGUAAGAAAAAAAGUUUAGUUGCAGAUAAUAUGCCUGUCUACAUAUUAAUUAAGAUAAAAAUGUAUAAUUAAAAUAAAAUGUAUAAGUUUUUCAAAAACUCUCUUUUCACAAUGAAUAACAAAGAAAAAAACAUGCAAAUCUUCCGUUGCAGUUGCUAUAGCUGCAGCAGGGGUAAUGGUAGAAGAAAAAAUGCUGAAAUCUUUAGUUUAAACAAUAGCUCUGUAAUCAUUCUCUUAAUUUCAAAAAAAAAGAUGUGUAACUUUUAAAAAAAACCUUGAUUUAGCUAUUUACUUAUUAUAAAAAAAAUCUACCAUAGGCGAAUCAAAUUAAUUGCACAACAUUGCGACAACAAUCCUGAAAAGCUUCUCAAACAACCUUAUAUGUUACCAAAAAAAUUGACAUAUUUAUUGACUUUGCAUUUUUUAUGCUUUUGCAAAGUUUUGAAUUGCCACAUAAGAAUCAUUGAAAGCGUGACAAUAACUAACAUAAUCCAUUGAACGUUUCUCGUAGUAUCAUGAUUAUGGACAUUGACCCUUCAGUUUAGAUGUCACCUGCCAAUUAAGUAUUGGAUGUGCAGUGUAAACAUUGGAGUUUUUUUAGAAUCUUUAAUCAAUAUAUACUUUAUUAAUAUACAAGACAAAAAGAGUUCAGUAUGGAUAGACCAGCAGCAGAUAAAAAUACGAUAUUAGAGCAAGACUUAUUAGAAUCUUUGGACUUAGAGUCUGUUUCUGAAGAUUGUGAUCCUCUUAAUACUGCAGUUACAGAAUUUCACCACGUCUCCCAAAGCACUCCUGCAAGAGACUGCGAAAGUGUAAAUUCACUAUCAAAUUCCAAAAAUAAAAUAAGGCGAAGAGUUAAAAAGAAAGUGUGUGCUUCCAAGAGGAAAUUAGACAGCUCAUGUGACAGUGAUAGGAGCACUUUAUACCAAAUAAAUGAGAGCGUUUUCUCUGAUACAAAGAGUGUUUGUAUGGAAACAAGUAAAUUUGAUGUUUUACUUUCAAAAACAAUAAUUGAAGUUGAUAAGUGCAAGGCUACCAGAGAUGAAAAUACUGACUCAGACAAUUUUACUCAAUGCUUUGCAAAUGAGUUUAAUAAAAGCCUUUCAAAAAUCAGAAUAAUCCUUGAUAAUACCAUUAAAUCAAAUUUUUUUGAAGACACUGAUGCAGAUGACGAAAUGCUAGCAAAUCUUGACGUGACAGGGAUAAUACAAUCACGUACAAUACAAUCAUAUCCUGAAAAUACAUUUUACAGUCUGCCAAUGAAUGUUAAGCAAGUCUUAACACAAACUAGAGGAAUAAACCAGUUAUAUGAUUGGCAACAUGAUUGUCUAUGCUUGCAAGCUGUAUUUCAGCGUCAAAAUCUGAUAUACUCUUUACCAACAAGUGGUGGAAAAACAUUAGUUGCAGAGAUACUCAUAAUGAAGGAACUUCUGGUGAAUCAAAAGAAUGUUAUUCUAGUGUUGCCAUAUGUGUCCAUUGUACAGGAGAAGGUAAGAGAUUUAUCACCAUUUGCAGUACAGUUAGGAUUUCACAUUGAAGAAUAUGCUGCAAGUAAAGGCUCUAUACCCCCGAAAAAACGAAGAAAUAAAAGAUCAGUCUAUAUUGGCACAAUUGAAAAGGCAAAUGCAAUCAUAAAUAGUUUAAUUGAUUUGGAAAGAACAGAAGAACUAGGAAUGGUUGUCAUUGACGAGUUGCAUAUGAUUGGAGAAGGUGGCGGCCGUGGUGCACUUUUAGAAAUAUUGCUGUCCAAAGUUUUAUUCAAGUACCCUACUGUUCAAAUUAUUGGAAUGAGUGCAACGUUGGGGAAUGUCAAUGAAAUUCAGCAAUUCCUUAAAGCUGAAGUUUAUACAAAUAAUUUUAGACCAGUUCAGUUAACAGAAUAUGUGAAAAUAAAAGAUACAGUAUAUCAGGUUUUUCCUGAAAGCAAAACAGACGAAGAAUUAUGCAGACCUGUUAGGACUGUUGCAUUCCCAACAGGCUUAAAUGCUUCUAUAUCAUCCAAAGAUCCCGAUUUUGUUUUACCUUUAGUAAUGGAAGUAAUACCCGAGAAUUCGUGUUUGAUAUUUUGUCCAACUAAAAAAAAUUGCGAGAAUGUGGCACUGAUGCUUGCCAGGAGUUUGCCACGCCAGUACACAGAAGUAAAAAGUGUUGAAAGAAUGCAGUUAAUGAAGACUAUUCAUAGCACUGUUAAUGGUGUUUGUAAGACUUUACGAACUGCAAUUCCAUUUGGUAUUGCAUACCACCAUAGUGGGUUGACCAUGGAUGAACGAAAAUUAAUCGAAGAUGCUUAUUCUACUGGUAUUUUGUGUUUGCUGUGUUGUACAUCGACGUUAGCAGCAGGGGUUAAUUUACCUGCCAAAAGGGUAAUCUUACGUUCACCAUAUGUUGGAAAUAAAUUCAUGCUACCCAGCCAAUAUAAACAAAUGGUCGGUCGAGCUGGUCGUGCUGGUAUUGAUAGUUCAGGCGAAAGUAUAUUGAUUCUGCAGCCCAAAGAUAAAAUAAAAGCAAAGGUGUUAUUGGGUGGAUUAAUUGGCAACUGUACAAGUAGUUUAUUCUACCAAGAUGGUAAAGGCUUGAGGGAACUGAUGUUGUCUUUACUUGGACUAAAAAUUUGCACCUCUGAUAUUGACAUUCAAUCGUUUGUUUCCACCACUCUGUUUCAUGUACAAAACAAGGGAGAAAAGAGCUUUUGUGUAAUGGAUAAAAUACGAAAGGAGGUGAAAGAACUGAUAAAACUUGGUUUGGUGGUGGAAAGAGUUGACAAAAAAGGUGUAAAUACUCUUGAAACAACUGGAUUAGGAAAGGCUAGCUUAAAAGGUUGCAUCGAUAUUGACCGUGCUCCGUUUAUAUAUGAACAAUUCCAAUGCGCCCAAACAGGGUUGGUCUUAACAAGCGAACUGCACCUGCUGUACUUAGCCACACCUAUUGAUCAAGUAGAUGGUGUAUAUUUGAAUUGGAUGAUCUUCUACCAACAGGUAGGUAAAUUGAGUGAGAAUGAGAUGAAAGCAGCCGAGGCGAUUGGUAUUACAGAAAGCGUCCUCUGCAGGAAAGCUGUCGGACAAAGAUGCUCAAAGGUAGACGAAUUUGUAUACAAGCGUUUCUACCUCACCAUGAUGCUGUUCCAGCUGAUGAAGAAAAAGUCAGUUUGGCAAAUAGCUGAUGUUUAUAACGUUGCGAGAGGUUUUCUUCAGAAUUUGUUGUCAUCAGCUAUUUCUUUUGCCUCGUUGCUGAUACAUUUUACAGAGGAGCUUCCUGAGUUUUGGUCAUUCAAGUUACUGUUUCAAGUUCUGGUUGAUAAAUUAACCCAUACAAACAGUUUAGAAUUGGCACCUUUGUUAGAUAUACCAGGAGUAAAACAGGCACGCGCUCGUCAAUUGUUUAAAAGUGGCUAUAAAACGUUACAAGAUAUCGCCUGGGUUGAAGCUAAAAAGUUAACGUCAGAUGUUGAGUAUCUAUCUCGCAGACAAGCUCAAUUAAUUAUAUCAUCCGCGCAGAUGUUACUGCAAGAAAAAAUAGAGACAUUGAGAGAAGAAGCAGAAGAAAUUUCAGCUGCUCCAAAGAAUUAAUGUAUAUUUUAAUUUAUUUUUUUAUAUAUAUGUAUAUAUAUAAACGUAUCGCUAUACUAUCGACAUAAACAUUUUUCCUUGACUAGCUACACCCAUGUUAAAUUUGAAGUCAACGGUAAUUCUUUAGCAACUUAACAAAGUUGGCGAAAUGUGUCAAUUGGGCGUUGCUUUUUCCAGAUUAUAUAAACAACGUUCAAAAUGCAUUGGACCAAAUAUAGUACCUGCCUAAGGGGGAUCUGUGAAUUUUGAUGACCAUAUGUUAAAGAACGUCAUUAUAGCUAGUCACUUGUUUUACUUGCUACUUUGUGGAGGUUAGCAACUCUUUCAGCGACGCAUAGUCUAACUACAGUAUGGGGAAACGCCUCUUAAACUAUAAUGUUUGGGACGAAUAUUUUUGUUUGCUCUAUAGAGGUCUUCAGCUAAAUGUUUUAAAACUGAUACCGAUGCUAAAAUGUUGAUUUUUCCUGGCUGUGUUAAAAUAAAGAAAACUAUCUUAUGUCAGUUUUGCGAUCGAUCGACUUAAGGUUAAAUAUUUUUUUAUAGAAACACAUUAAUUUACAAUGACAUGGAAUGGAAUUCGAGUUUUUUCCAUUCCACAAAAAACAGCAACUGUUCUGCCCAAUAUUGUUA